Sinocyclocheilus rhinocerous is the source of this 4289-nucleotide messenger RNA. Its product is annotated as protein SMG7-like. Bases 71 to 3250 code for a protein of 1059 amino acids. Gene Ontology annotation, biological process: nuclear-transcribed mRNA catabolic process, nonsense-mediated decay. Gene Ontology annotation, cellular component: telomerase holoenzyme complex. Gene Ontology annotation, molecular function: telomeric repeat DNA binding; telomerase RNA binding; protein binding. NCBI's taxonomy places the organism in Eukaryota, Metazoa, Chordata, Actinopteri, Cypriniformes, Cyprinidae. The record is from RefSeq and is a predicted model, not a curated record. The transcript is spliced from 23 exons.
ACAAUAUGGCGCCGGGAGUAGAUUUAGCUUGUGAACCUGUCGUUGUCUAAAAGACUGGCGAUUUGACAGGAUGAACCUCUGCGCCCAAUACUUACGGCAGGCAGAGGCCCUGAAGGCUGACAUGACAGAUUCAAAGCUUGGUGCCGCGGAGGUCUGGACAUCAAGGCAGGCUCUUCAGGACUUGUACCAGAAAAUGCUGGUUACAGACCUGGAGUACGCCCUGGACAAGAAAGUGGAACAAGAUCUGUGGAACCAUGCUUUUAAGAAUCAAAUAACCACACUACAGAGUCAAGCUAAGAACAGGGCCAAUCCCAAUCGAAGUGAAGUUCAGGCCAAUCUCUCCCUGUUUCUUGAGGCAGCUAGUGGAUUCUACACACAACUGCUGCAGGAGCUGUGCACGGUGUUUAAUGUGGACUUGCCUUGCCGUGUGAAAUCGUCUCAGCUUGGCAUCAUCAGCAAUAAACAGAGCAGCACCAGCGCCAUAGUGAAGCCCCAACCCAGCUCCUGUUCCUACAUCUGCCAGCACUGUCUUGUCCAUCUUGGAGACGUUGCACGUUAUCGGAACCAAACCAGCCAGGCUGAGUCGUACUACAGACAUGCAGCUCAACUUGUUCCCUCAAAUGGUCAACCUUACAAUCAACUGGCCAUCCUGGCUUCCUCUAAAGGAGACCACCUCACAACAAUCUUCUACUACUGCAGGAGCAUUGCUGUCAAAUUCCCCUUUCCUGCUGCCUCCACCAACCUACAGAAAGCUCUUUCCAAGGCCCUUGAAAGCCGUGAUGAGGUUAAAACAAAAUGGAGCGUGUCUGAUUUUAUUAAGGCCUUCAUCAAGUUCCACGGCCAUGUUUAUCUCUGCAAAAGCCUGGAUAAGUUGAACACCCUGAGAGAGAAACUAGAAGAGCAGUUCCAGAGGCUGAUUUUGCAGAAAGCCUUCAGCUCCCAGCAGCUGGUCCACAUCACAGUGAUAAACCUGUUUGAACUGCACCACCUCCGAGACUUGAGCAAUGAGGCAGAUGAGCACAGCUACAGCUCGGAUGAGCAGAUCAGCUGGAUCCAGCUCCUCGGCCUCUUCAUGUCUUUCCUGGGUGUGAUGCUAAGCCGAGCUUUACUCAAUAAGAACCGAGAGGAGAUCAUGGGGGAGUGCCCUCUUCCUGCCAUCAAAGUGUCUCUGGACUGGCUGCGGCUUCGACCCAGUGUGUUUAAUGAAAGUGCCAUGGACAAGCGACAGUACAUCUGGCCAUGGCUGGUGUCCAUUCUGAACAGCUUUCAGCCUAAGGAGGAGGAUGUGUCAAAUGUAUCAGUGAUUCCACUUCCCGAGGAGUUUGAACUGCAAGGCUUUCUGGCCCUUCGGCCUGCUCUGCGAAUGCUGGACUUCUCUAAAGGGCAUCAGGGUAUCGUGGUUGGCAAAGAGAGCCUGUUAAUUCAUGCCCGACACCAGAAACUCAUCAGCCUGGGCAAGUGGGUGGCUGACAACCAACCACGUACCGAGCAGAAGAAAGAGGGCAAGAGAAAGAGCGAGGUGAAGAAAAACAGUCAUGAUAAAACAACGGAUGCUGGGAAACAGGUGAAGACUCAGACUGAGAUGAGGAAGACUCCAGUGUCUGAGGCGAGGAAGACUCCAGUCACACAGACUCAAACAACAUGCUCUUCACAGUUUAUCCCCAUCCAUCACCCAGGAGCUUUCCCCCCUCUGCCCAGCAGACCAGGUUUCCCCCCACCGGCAUAUGUGAUCCCUCCUCCCGUGGCAUUCUCCAUGAGCCCGGGUUUUACCUUCCCAACAGGUGUAUCCAUACCUGCACCCUUCCUCCAGACUGCUUCCCACCCUCAAUCUGCCAAUCCGGUGCAGACAGGGAAACCCUCACACAUUCCCUACAGCCAGCAGAGACCCUCGGGUCCUGGAGCCCUAAACCAAGGCCCUCCACAGUCUCAGCAGACACAGCCUCCCCCUCCACAGCCAUCCCAACAGGCCUUGCAACAAUCUGUACAGCUUCAAGUUCAACAACAGCAACAGCAGCAGUCGCCCACCAAGCAGAGCUCCCAGCUUGGAAAAAGUCCUCCACAUCAUCACAGCAUGCAACAGUCUUACAUGCAGGUGCCUGAACAGCCUGGUCAAAUGUGGAACCAGCACCAAACUCAGCCCACCAUGCAGAAAAUGCCCAUGCAGAUGCCAGUCAAACAGCCUUUCUUCAUGCCCACCCAGGACCCAAUGAAACUCUUUGAACACCCCAUGAGCAUGCAGCCUCCUCAGCCCAGCAUGGACAAGAAGAUGAAGUUUCCGGAGGUCAAAAUGCAGGAUUUCUACUGGGAGCCUUCUUACCACAUGGGAGGAGAGGGCAGGAGCGGAAUGGGGGACAGAAUGGGCAAACGUCAGCCUGGAGUCUUCUGCCCUGACCAGGAGAACAUGCCCAGAGGCCCUCCAUACGAAGACAACAAGAGCUCCCCUCUUCUGCCCCCAGACCUGUUAAAGACUCUGGCGGACUUUGAGGAGGAGGAGGAGCUGCUCUUUACUAAACCUCAUGAUUUCUACCAGGCCUUGGCUGGCCCUCUUAAUUCUGCUCCUGGAAGGAACAUGUUUUUGCCAAAUCAGUCACGACUAGACAGUGGAGCUGAUGUGAUUGGUCAAUCCUCUCUUCUCCCCCGAUUUUCCAUUCAGGAGAGCUCCUACCAGAACAACAGCAUUUUUAGCGAGGCCUAUGGUAAAAAUAUGGCUCCUGCAUCUAAGCCAGACAUACCCAUGAUGCACCACGAGCCUUCACUCUACUCCCUGUUUGAAGGAACUCCAUGGUCCCCCUCCCUUCCUGCUAGCUCAGAUCAUUCUACACCAGCCAGUCAGUCCCCUCACUCUUCCAACCCAAGCAGCCUGCCUUCAUCCCCACCCACCCACAGCCAUGGCUCCCUACUCUUUUCCAACUUCGGCCCCAUUGGGACGCCUGACAGCAGAGACCGCCGUGGUACCGAUCGCUGGAAGGCUGAUAAGACUGGUGUGAGCGGCUUUGGGUUGGACUACCUGCCUUCUGCCUCGUCCUCCUCUGUGCCAGAUACCAACAGCUGGCACCAGGGGGCGCCAACCAGCAGCUGGGCAGCCCAGGACAUGCCAAUGGAGGACUCCUCGACUGUCCUCCUUGACAGUUUCAAGUCAAUCUGGUCGAGCUCCAUGAUGCAGCCCGGUCCGUCUGCUCUGGAGCAGCUCCUGAUGCAGCAGAAACAGAAGCAGCAGCGUGGCCAUGGCAACAUGAACCCGCCACACUGAGAGUCCACGGGAAGACGCACUUGUGUGAAACAUGAUUCAACAGAAGAGGUGAAACACCACAAGCUCCAAUCGGAAAUUUCCGGCAUUACAUGCGCGCGGAGGCUGGAGACGGCGAACGAUGUGACGCGGCAGGCUCAAAACGAACCGCUCGCCUGACCGACGAUGGACGUGCAGCCCUCUCCUCUCCUCUAUCUCUCUCACUCACUCUGUCUGUCUCUCUCCCUGUGAGGGCGUGCAAGCACCUGACCUGUCACGCUGCUCCGCACGUAGCCGCUGCAGAACACUGACUCUGAGGGGGAAAAACUCUCUCUGAUUGCCACCUCUCUUCCUCUGGGGGUCAAAGGUCAUUCUCCUGUCUCAUCUGGACUUAAGACUCUGGACUAGACACCCUCAUGCCACCUGCUUAAAUCGCUCUGUGUGACCGGCACGCCGCACGUUAAGGAGUUGGGUGUGUGCGUAUCAGAAAGGGAUGUUUAUUGACUGCAGACGUGGUAUUACGAGGGACAAAAAAAGAAAGAAGGACUGGCUUUGUGUUUUAUUCUAAGUCUGGAUUCAUUUUCUCAGAGGGAUUCGUGUCGCUGUGUUUAGAAUAAAAAAAAAAAAGAAUGAAUGAAGGAUGAUGCGAACGGCGUGAAAGUGCGCUUCUAGAGAAUGUGCUCGGAUAUUAGAUUGACACAGGCAUGGAUCAUGGUGUUGUCAUGUACAGUCUGUUGAUUUGUAAGAAGAGUUUGCAGAAUGGGACAGGGAACGUCUCUAAAGUUCGAACCAUUAUGAAGCUCAUAGCGACAUUAUAGCUCGAUCAGUAUCAAGCGGAGUUGGGGGUUAGACUAUAGAUGUAGGAUGUAGUUAUCAUUAGCUGCAAUAGAGACUGCAAUUAUUAACAAUACUGUAUUUUGUGACUUGUUCUGUAGCAGUUUUAGCUCUCUGAAAUAUUAUUCAGUAAAUAUGUUCAAUAGUUUACUGCUAACGGGGGAGUUCAUUCGCUAUAAAUGUGUGCCUCCCCUUCUCUCUCCUCAUUUCUUUAUUCUCUAGCUUAAAC